AUGGUGGAGGGUGACAGACAAAGCGAAAAGAAAGUGAAUUAUUGUAUAAGAGACGAUGAGAGCAAGGAAACAUCGGAUCAGCCAUGCAGAGACCUGCAGCGGAUAAUAGAGUGGCGCCCGGACAGGGAGGUCCAUCGUACUACUACUGCUGCUCCACCUGGCCAGACCGUCAAACCCAGAAAGACGGCUCAACCCACCUCUCUCGAAUCUGUUCUCGUCAGAGAUCAUGACGGCAACUACCAAUAUCUCAAAAACGACAGGUGGGGCUGUAUCGUCAAAAACGACAGCAUGAUCUAUCCCUUAGUGAAAAACCUCUCUAACCGUUGUCAAAACGAAGCGGCAGGCUACUAUGUCGGUACCGACGAUGUAUGUGACAUCAAACUGUUCAUGGAUCCUGAACGGUAUCCCGACCUGGCUGACAAUCCUCGAUUUCAGUUUCUGAAACCUGAAGGACGCUUCUUCAUGCCCACCAAGCCUUCCUCUCCUGUAAAGCUGAUUCAUUGUCUGUACAGAAUAAAGCAAAAGCUGUCCACUGGCGCCUUUGGUGAUGUAUUGUCAGCUGAGUGUAAAAUGACACAUAAGCAAGUCGUCAUAAAGAUCAUACCCGAUCAGGUACCUCACUCUCAGCAGCAGCAGCAGCCGCUGCGGAUAAAUAAGGAGACGAAGAAGAAGCCGAGACAGCCCAAAUUUUAUCUGCGAGAAAUGAGUGUUUGUCUCUCUUUGCCCUAUCACCCUUGUAUCAUUCAGAUAAACCGUGUUUUUGAAUCCAACAACAAAAUAUAUAUUGUCAUGGAAUACGGUAAGGACGGCGAUUUGUUUGAAACAGUAUUAAAAAGUUUUCUGGAAGAAGAUCAAGUCAAGAUUGUGUUUGAUCAAAUAGCGCAUGCUGUGGCGUUUUUGCAUGACAAAGGCAUUGUUCACAGAGAUCUCAAACUAGAAAACAUCAUUUUAUGUAAUAGGGAACAGCUAAAAGUCAAAGUGUGUGAUUUUGGAAUAUCCAACUUUAUCCAAGAUGGAAAGCAUCUGGAAACAAGUUGCGGUACCAUCAAUUAUGCUGCCCCUGAAUUACUGACAACGCCACGAUCCUAUGGUGCAGAAGUGGACAUUUGGAGCUUGGGUGUUUUAUUAUACACAGCGUUAGCCAGUAAUACACCGUUUAUGCAAAUUAGUAGCAUUGAUAAUCUCGAAGAAAGAGCAAAGUUGAAGGAACAAAUUAGAACAGGAAAUUACAACUUUCAUCACCCUGUUUGGCGAGGAAUCAGUGCAGAAGCUAAAGACCUUAUCCAACAUAUGCUUGAUAUCAACCGUGAUACCAGAUAUACCAUACAAGACGUUUUACGCCAUCCCUGGUUACAACAAUUAGAGGUAAUGGAUGUCAUUACUAUGAAUAAAGUGGCGAUUUGCUAA
This is a messenger RNA of Mycotypha africana, 1407 nucleotides long. RefSeq names its product kinase-like domain-containing protein. Gene Ontology annotation, biological process: protein phosphorylation. The record is from RefSeq and is a predicted model, not a curated record. Gene Ontology annotation, molecular function: protein kinase activity; ATP binding. Lineage: Eukaryota; Fungi; Mucoromycota; Mucoromycetes; Mucorales; Mycotyphaceae. The coding region runs from base 1 to 1407 and encodes 468 amino acids. The transcript has 8 exons.